Messenger RNA from Australozyma saopauloensis, 822 nucleotides. RefSeq lists its product as uncharacterized. Gene Ontology annotation, cellular component: spliceosomal complex; cytosol; pICln-Sm protein complex. The coding region runs from base 1 to 822 and encodes 273 amino acids. NCBI's taxonomy places the organism in Eukaryota, Fungi, Ascomycota, Pichiomycetes, Serinales, Metschnikowiaceae. The record is from RefSeq and is a predicted model, not a curated record. Gene Ontology annotation, biological process: mRNA cis splicing, via spliceosome; spliceosomal snRNP assembly. The transcript has a single exon.
AUGCCUGCUACUCCACGGAUAGUGAAAGAGUGUCCGAGUGUGGAGAAUACCGUUUUGGUGGAUUCUUACCAGUCUCAGUACCCUGCCAGGUAUUCGCUGGAAGACAACGACAAACAUGUGCUUCAUGCUGGUGGCGAGGGUUACGAGAUAAGCGUUGAUUUUUCUCGAGUCAAAUUCAUGGACGCAAAUGCACAACUGGUGUUGGAAAGCCCGGUGGCGCUAUUCGUAUUGAACUCCACCUUUGUCAUCUGGGCCAAAAGCAAGAACUUAGGUUUAGAACUUCCGUACACACUGAUUGCGUUGCAUGCCAUUAAAGAUGUUGAUGGCGUGCCUGUUUUGUAUUUACAACUUAUCCCAUGUCUGUUGUUCACAACUUCCGGAGACUCUGAAUAUGUGGAAACAUUAGAUCUACUCAUACGGGAAGGAAACGCCACGGAGCAAGGAGUUUAUGAGACACAUGCCGAGGCAGCUACCAAACACAAGAGCGCGCAAUCGCUUUUGCUCAAAAAGUACUCGAUCGAAGAGAUAUACGAUGCUUUGUCUACAUGCUCAGCCCUCCAUUUUGACUCUGAGAAUGAGAGUGACGGGUACGAAAGCCCGUCAUCAUGGAUCACGAAAGACACAGGCAGUCAGUUGGAAAUUCCCGCACACUGGGUCAAUUCGGGCGACGCAGACGAUUUGGGCAUGGAUGCCGAAUUGGAGGAAGAUGGCGAAGCAGGAAUGAACAUUGAUGUGGGAGAAACACCUGCUAUAGGUGUGCGUCGACGCAAUUCGGAUGCUCUUUGCUCCGCUGAGUUUUCGAAGGCACGCCGUGUCGUGUAA